AUGAGCAUUAAGUACACUGCACCUGAUAAAACUUCUGUGGGGCAGAAGAAAGAGGCUGCAUCAACCAAUAACGCCAACGCCGACAUCACCAAAGUGAAAAUUUGUUCAGGACACACGCGACCCAUCUGUCAUAUCAACUACAGUGAAAUCAUUGAUGGGACGUUUUGGCUUGUCACCUCUUGCCACGACGCCAAGCCCAUGCUCCGCAACGGUGAAACAGGGGACUGGGUUGGCAGUUUUGAAGGUCAUAAAGGCGCAGUGUACUGUUCUGCUUUCAAUCAACCCGCCACACGCUUGGUCACCGGAAGUGGUGACUACUCCUCGAUCGUGUGGAAUGCAAUUACGGGAGAGAAAAUACACACGUGGAACCACCCCAAAUACAUCAAGUCUUGCGACUGGGUGGAGAAUAAGGUAGCUACAGGGUGCUUUGACGGAUUGGUCCGUAUUUUCGACGCUAAUGCGUACAAUGCAGAGCCCCUUAGCUUUGACAGUCCCGAAAAAGUAAACCAAGUCAAGGCAACGUAUUUUAUUGACCCGACCACAAUGGUCACAGCGUGUGAAACUGUUAUUAUGAAGUGGGAUCUUCGUGAUACUUCUCGUCCCUACUUGCGGAAAGAGAUACCGGGCCUCAACUUUCUUGAGUACACACAUCGCAAUUGCAUCGUUGCUGCCCACGAGAAGAGUAUCUCAUUUAUUGACACCACGUCUUUAGAUAUCAAGAGCUCCUUUACAACCAGCGAAGAUGUGGAAUGCGCAUCGCUUUCCCCGAACGGACAAAACGUUGCUGCUGGAUCAAAACUAAAGGCCAAGGAAUUUACAUUGGAUGGUACUGAGAUAGAAUGUCACAGGGGUCACCACGGGCCCAUCUUCCAUAUUCGGUGGGCCCCCGAUGGAAAUUCUUUUACUUCCGGUGCGGAAGACGGCAUGGCUCGCAUCUGGCCCUCACACGACAUCAUUGAGACGUAUGAUGCCGAGAACUAA
Molecule: messenger RNA, 981 nt
Organism: Trypanosoma grayi
Lineage: Eukaryota; Euglenozoa; Kinetoplastea; Trypanosomatida; Trypanosomatidae
Product: putative eukaryotic translation initiation factor 3 subunit
Exons: 1
Coding region: 1-981 (326 amino acids)
Biological process (GO): spliceosomal snRNP assembly
Cellular component (GO): SMN complex
Molecular function (GO): RNA binding; protein binding
Source: RefSeq, a predicted model, not a curated record